GGCGACGUGAGCGCGCAGGGGGGCGGCGGCCUCGCCUGGUCUCCUUCUCUGCGCCUGGGUCGGGUGGGUGACGCCGAGCGCCAGAGAGAUGUCGGAUUUCGACAGUAACCCGUUUGCCGACCCGGAUCUCAACAACCCCUUCAAGGAUCCAUCAGUUACACAGGUGACAAGAAAUGUUCCACCAGGACUUGAUGAAUACAAUCCAUUCUCGGAUUCCAGAACAGCUCCACCAGGCAAUGUGAAAAUGCCGAAUGUACCCAGUACACAACCAGCAAUAAUGAAACCAACAGAGGAACCUCCACCUUAUACACAGAUUGCAAAGGAACAUGCCUUGGCCCAAGCUGAACUUCUUAAGCGCCAGGAAGAACUAGAAAGAAAAGCUGCAGAAUUAGAUCGUCGAGAACGAGAAAUGCAAAACCUCAGUCAACAUGGCAGAAAAAAUAACUGGCCCCCUCUUCCUGGCAGUUUUCCUGUGGGACCUUGUUUCUAUCAGGAUUUUUCUGUAGACAUUCCUGUAGAAUUCCAGAAGACAGUAAAGAUUAUGUAUUACUUAUGGAUGUUCCAUGCGGUAACACUGUUUCUAAAUAUCUUCGGAUGCUUGGCUUGGUUUUGUGUUGAUGCUGCAAGAGGGGUUGAUUUUGGAUUGAGUAUCCUGUGGUUCUUGCUUUUUACUCCUUGUUCAUUUGUCUGUUGGUACAGACCACUUUACGGAGCUUUCAGGAGUGACAGCUCUUUCAGAUUCUUUGUAUUCUUCUUCGUCUAUAUUUGUCAGUUUGCUGUACAUGUACUACAGGCUGCAGGAUUUCACAACUGGGGCAACUGUGGUUGGAUUUCAUCCCUUACUGGUCUCAAUAAAAAUAUUCCUGUUGGAAUCAUGAUGAUAAUCAUAGCAGCACUUUUCACAGCAUCAGCAGUAAUCUCACUAGUUAUGUUUAAAAAGGUUCAUGGACUAUAUCGCACAACAGGUGCUAGUUUUGAGAAGGCCCAACAAGAGUUUGCAUCAGGUGUGAUGUCCAACAAAACUGUCCAGACCGCAGCUGCAAAUGCAGCUUCCACUGCAGCAACUAGUGCCGCUCAGAAUGCUUUCAAGGGUAACCAAAUGUAGAGAAUCUCCAAACAGUGCGCGAUUACCUUUUGACUAUACUUUUUUCUCCACUUACUGUAUUCUAUAAAUAUUUUUAUGUUCAAAACACACAGUAAACACAGCAUGUAUAUCUCCUAUUCACUUGUGCAUGGGCGAAAAACAGAAAAAUUUCCUUGUCUUAUUAUUUACAGUUUCUUAAGAUUUUAGUACCCCUUGCAGAAAAAAAAUAUUACAUGCUAAAUAAAUAUUCUCCAUAUUUUUGGGGGGAUGAAUGUUCAGCAAAUUAUUCAGUGGUGAGACACUGAAACUAAUAUGGUACUUAUGAUUAAAAGUGUAUUUAGUAC
Messenger RNA from Molossus molossus (Pallas's mastiff bat), 1428 nucleotides. RefSeq names its product secretory carrier membrane protein 1 (gene SCAMP1). Gene Ontology annotation, biological process: protein transport. The coding region runs from base 89 to 1105 and encodes 338 amino acids. Lineage: Eukaryota; Metazoa; Chordata; Mammalia; Chiroptera; Molossidae. The transcript is spliced from 9 exons. The record is from RefSeq and is a predicted model, not a curated record. Gene Ontology annotation, cellular component: trans-Golgi network membrane; recycling endosome membrane.